This is a messenger RNA of Coffea eugenioides, 762 nucleotides long. RefSeq names its product basic leucine zipper 23-like. Lineage: Eukaryota; Viridiplantae; Streptophyta; Magnoliopsida; Gentianales; Rubiaceae. The record is from RefSeq and is a predicted model, not a curated record. The transcript has a single exon. Gene Ontology annotation, biological process: DNA-templated transcription; regulation of transcription by RNA polymerase II. Gene Ontology annotation, molecular function: RNA polymerase II cis-regulatory region sequence-specific DNA binding; DNA-binding transcription factor activity, RNA polymerase II-specific. Bases 1 to 762 code for a protein of 253 amino acids.
AUGCCACAGUUUUACUCAUAUGAUAGCAGUGUUCAAGCAUCAGUCUCUGUGGAUUCAUUUCUUGAUGAGUUGUUAAGAAAUGCCCAAACAUGUACUCACACACACACUUGCAACCCUCCUGGCCCUGAUGCUGCACAUACUCACACAUGUUACCAUACUCAUACCCAAGUCAUUCCAUCUGAGAGAGUAGAAAAUCCUAGUGAGAAAGUAGAUGGUCCUUGUGAUAGUAGAAAGUCAACAUCAAAGACUAGGAGGUCUUCUGGAAAUAGAGAAUCUGUUAGGAAAUAUAGGGAGAAGAAAAAGGCGCAUACAGCUUACUUGGAAGAGGAAGCUAAGAAACUGAGACUGGUAAACCAGCAGUUGAUUAGGAAAGUGCAGAGGCAAGCUAUUCUUGAAGCAGAAAUCUCGAGGCUUAGAAGCCUUUUGCUCGAUGUUAGAGGGAAGAUUGAUACUGAAUUGGGGGCUUAUCCCUUACAAAAGCAGUGUAUUUCAAGCACUAAAGUUAAAGAAGGGGAUUCUGGGAUGCAAUUUUCUGGUCUGGCAAUGGAGCUUCAGUGUGAGAGUGAUUUAACUUGCUUCCAUCCUCAAGGGGAUUCAUCCAUAGAGGAUGGUGGUUUUGGUGGAUGUGAUAAAAUGGGAGCUUCAUCUUGGGAAGGAAACUGCCAGUCUGCAACUGUUGCUUGUAAAGCUAAUGGACGUGCAGAAAGAAAUGGUAUGGACUCCGUGGAAACAAGGCUUUCAUCUGCAUCUCAAGCAGAGUAA